This is a messenger RNA of Aspergillus sclerotioniger CBS 115572, 14676 nucleotides long. It is a transcript of the gene sidC, whose product is annotated as nonribosomal siderophore peptide synthase SidC. The transcript is spliced from 2 exons. Lineage: Eukaryota; Fungi; Ascomycota; Eurotiomycetes; Eurotiales; Aspergillaceae. The coding region runs from base 223 to 14472 and encodes 4749 amino acids. Gene Ontology annotation, biological process: secondary metabolite biosynthetic process; amino acid activation for nonribosomal peptide biosynthetic process. The record is from RefSeq and is a predicted model, not a curated record. Gene Ontology annotation, molecular function: phosphopantetheine binding; catalytic activity. Gene Ontology annotation, cellular component: cytoplasm.
CUGCCAAUGACGAGGAAUGGUGGUGACCUGCAAAGUUCCUGCGUUGAAAAAGUGUCUCUGUGCGACACUCACAAUCCGUUGGGGUUCGUUUAUGUUCCUGCUGGCGACCGCUUCCUCUAUUCCUGGGAGCAGUCAACUUUAGGAGUCCUGUUGUCGAGCCAGCCGAGUUCGCUGCCUGCCUUUGCAUGUGCGUGACGACCCCGCUCGUGAUACACUAAAGCAAUGACAGCCACAACCCCGAGAAAUGAGGGGCACGAAGCCUCGACAGAUUCCGCAAGCAAGACUCCCCAUCCCACCAUGAAUGGCAACUCCUCAACUAUGACUGCUCCAGUCCUUCCUGUCACCAAAGUCCCGGCGCUGGACACGGUCGAUCAUUAUGCCGUGCAAAAAUCCGGCGGUGACGCGGUAGCGAUCAGCCCACCGAUCGAGCUGGCCUGCCACUCCGACUUUCAAGAUGUCGCAAACAGUCUGAUUGAAGGCUACGCCCGUUUUGUCUCUGGGUUUACUGGAUCCGAGGAUGUGGCCUUCUUCAUGUCUCAGUCGAGCCUCGCCAGCGAGUCCGAGCCGUUACGCGGGGUUAUUUCGGCUUCCAUCGUUGCGGGGGAAGAGGGGCAGCGCCCAACAUGCGCCAUCCGCGAUGCCAGCCAACAGCACGCGGAUGGAGGCGAGGUACAGUUUUCUCUACAUCUGGGAUUGUGCACCGAUCCUGAAAAUGGCGGGCAACAACCCCUUGCGGGAGUUCCAGACGGUACCUUCGCGACAUUCAUUAAGCCUGUCGCAACGAAAGAAGCCCUCCAAAUCCGUUUCGCCUAUCCCGGGCGGCUUAUUCCUGAGCCUGCGGUGGACCAGGUGCUUCGAACACUUGCGACGCAUCUGGCCAACUCCAGUCCCUCCCUUUCCGUUGAGGCCUCGUUGCCCGACCUUUCGAUCCUUAAUUUCCCCCCAUUUACGAUACCCCCAUCACGAGAAAACGAACAAAACGAAUUUAUUGAGCCUGACGAUUCCAAGCAAUUUCUUCUUCAUACCGCUUUCGAGAGCUGGGCCCGUCGAAAGCCUAAUGCCAUCGCACUUGACUUUGUUCAUUCUUUGCCUUCGGCGACGGCUGCAGCCGAGCACAGCAUUGUCACUUAUGCCGCCCUUGACCAAGCAGCCACCAAUCUCGCUGUACAUAUCAGGUCCCUCCUAUCCGCAAAUAACGUGGCAGAUUAUGGACGUAUCGUCCCUGUCUACAUGUCAACAUCCCCCGAACUCUACAUCUCAUACCUCGCUAUUCUCAAGGCGGGUUUCGCCUUUUCUCCCAUUGCCCAGGACGCCCCAGUACAGAGAGUUCGGGACAUUCUGAAGGACAUAGACUGUCCUAUCAUUCUGGGGAAUACUCCUGAGCCCGCCUCAGGGCCAUGGAGCGCAGAUAGCGCCGAUGGCGAUGCCGUCAAGCAUGUUUGGGUUGACGUUGCCGAGGCCUCGAAGUGGAAGGAACUGAGAGACGGUCUCGUCGAGCCUUCUGCUCAGAUUGAGCCUGUGGAGCAACUGGACAUCAUGCAUGACCAGACCGCGUAUCUUCUCUUCACCAGCGGCUCUACUGGAAAACCGAAAGGUGUCCAGGUCAGCCACUUAGCUGCUGCCUGCUCCAUCGAGUCUCAUGCUACAGCUAUUCCACUUCCAGGUGAGGCAGAGGGUGACUUUCGUUGGUUUCAAUUCGCCGCUCCCACCUUCGACCCCUCGCUCAUGGAAAUCUUCGUCACUUUGAGUAGCGGCGCUACUCUCUGCUCUGCUGACCGGAGCCUAACAUUGACCGAUCUGGAAGCAACUGUCAACGAGGCUCGAGCGACUGUGAUGAUGGCCACGCCUAGCUUGGCCGCGCUUCUCCGGCCAUCGCGGUUAAGCACGCUUCAGUCUCUCUGGACUAUGGGUGAGAAGCUCAACCGGACAGUCAUCGAAAACUUCUCCGCAAAGCCUCAUGUGAACGGAACCAAUACAGACUCUAAGCCCUCACGAAUGUUGGUCAAUGCCUACGGCCCUACCGAAGGAGCGAUCAACUGCACCUUUCUGGCGCCGGUCAGCUAUUCCGUCCGUGGCUCGAUUAUUGGUGAAGCACUACCGACCUGUUCAAUGUUUGUUUUGGACCCAAACAGCCAUGAUCCGAAAGUGGUUCCCGCUGGCCUUGCUGGCGAGCUGGCGAUCGGAGGUCCUCAAGUCAGUAAAGGCUAUCUCAACCGUCCAGUGGAAACCGCCAAGUCAUUCGUUCAUAGUGCCCAGUUUGGCCGUUUGUAUCGGACCGGUGACAUGGCUCGGAUUGUCUGGGACGAGUCCGGAUCCCAGGUCAUUGAGUUUCUUGGUCGGAUCACGUCCGACCAGGUCAAAGUCAGCGGUCGCCGCCUCGAAUUGGGUGAAAUUGAAUCAGUUCUUGCGACGGUCCGCGGUGUCACUGAGGUUGUGGCCGUGUUAUCAAAACGCGAUGACGUUCAGGGCAGUGAACAAAUUGUCGCAUGUCUGGUUGCAAGCGACGACAGCGAAGUAGAACGAGAGAGAAUUGUUUGGGAAGCGCAGCAGAGCACCGAGCGGCACCUCUCGUCUUACAUGUGCCCGUCGUCUUAUACCUUUUAUGAUGUUCUUCCCAGGUCCAGCUCCGGCAAGGUUGAUCGCAAGGCCAUAUCUGCAAGACUACAGCAAGCAGUUGAGAAUAAUGUCGGAUUCUAUCAUGCUCCCAAAUCGAAGCCUGGCGAAAUAAACGGGGUGCAUGAUGAGUGGGAAACACCCGACGACGAAAGCCUGUUGUCUAUCAGGCAACUUGUGGUGAACUUAGUUGCGGAGGCCACAGAUGAGGGUGCUUCGGCUAUCGGGCCUGAGACUGAUCUAUAUUCCCUCGGUGUUGAUAGUUUGGGAGCGAUGCGCCUCCUGCAAAAACUGAGAGAUCACUCCAUUGAAGGCUUAUCGGUUGGCGAUGUUCUACAGUCUGGGACGCCCAAGGCGUUGGUCUCGGCCAUCGCGCAGCAACGUCAAGCGAACGGGAUUUCACAUGCCAAUGGGCUCGAAGGCACCUUACAACACAUACUUGCAGCCUUUGGAGACCGGAAACUUUUGGUUUGUGCGGAGAGACUGGGCCUGAUCCCUGAACAGAUUCAGAAGGUGCUUCCAACCACCGCAACGCAGUCCGGCAUGUUGACAAGCUUCCUUCAAACCUUGUCUAGUAAUACCUUUGCAACUCGCUCGUACAUCUAUCACUCGGUUCUUCCACUUGAGCCGGAAGUCGAUGUCGACCGCAUCAAAAGCGCAUGGGGAACUGUCAUUGCAAACUAUGAUUCCUUUCGGACGGUUUUUUGCGGGGUUGAUGAUGAUAUGGCACCGUUUGCACAGUGCAUUCUAGCUCCCGGGACUAACUUUAGGGACAUUUGGAAUGUAUACCACGUUACAGAGGAUUCUGAAGAAGACAUUCUACAGCGAGCCCUUCAACAAGCAGAAGAGUCGAUUGAUUUAAGUACCCCGCCUUGGAGGCUGUCUCUAGUCACGUCUUCUACAUCAUCUCGGAUAAUCCUAAGCAUGUUCCAUGGGAUCUUUGAUGGUGGAUCGUCGCAGCUACUGCUCGAGGAUGUGUCUUCAGUGUACUCAGGAAAGUCGCCAGCGCGGCGUAUCUCGCUGGAGCACAUUGUAAAGCACCAUUUCCAAGCCGAUCAUGCAGCAGCUGCCCGGUUCUGGCAGAAGCAUUUGGAGAACUAUUCUCCGGUCGUUUUCCCGUCUGUAACUUCUUACCGCCCUUCUUCAAUCAAGAAGACUGGCUGUGUAGAGGUUACUGCUCGCACGAGCUACGACCGCCUGAAGAGACAAUCCAAGUCCAUCGGCGCAACACCUCUUUCAGUGCUUCAGGCUGCUUGGGGUUCCGUUCUUCUGGCUUACACUGGUACUCCCGAUCACGACGUGGUUAUGGGCAGUGUCGUCUCUGGACGACUUGACGUGGACUCGGAAGUGUGCGUUGGACCAACCCUUGCCACUAUCCCCAUCAGACUUUCCCUAAGUCAGAUUCGUAAAGACUCGGGGGAUUGGUCGACUAACCGCUCUGUUGCGCGUCAUUUGACAAUGUUCAAUGCGGAAACACUUCCCUAUCUACAGACUCGUCUGGGAUCAUUGGUGAUGGCGGAUGGCCGACUUCCAUAUGACACGCUCAUUGUUUAUCAAGACUUUAACGCUAGCUCGAGCUCUAGUGGCCUUUGGAGCUCAGUCGACCACCCGGCCAUGGCAAAUGACUUUGCUGUCAUGAUCGAGAUUUGGCCUGGUGCUGAUUCAUCAUUGACCUUGCGAGCCAGCUUCAGCGAUGCGCAGCUUGAUCGCAGCUCAGCCGAAAUCAUGCUCGAGCAGAUGUCUGACAUCGUUGCCUUCAUACUCGAGCAUCCCGAUGGAAACUUCCAAGAUGCCUUAUUUCACACCGAGACUGGGUUGAAGUCAUGUUCCAACCCAACGCCGUCUACUGCCCCAGAAGUACUGGAGGGAGCCCUUCUGCAAUCCCAGUUCGAAGAGCACGCAGCCUCACACCCAGAAGACCCUGCCUUGAUCUUCAAGUAUGAUUUGGAAGAUGACAGUAAUCCUCGCAACAUCACAUGGUCCUACGCCAAGCUCAACGCUUUAGCGGACAAUCUCGCCGAACAUUUGCUUCAAACUGGCGCACAGUUGACAAACUCACCGAUACCUAUUUGCAUCGAGAAAAGCCCAGCCUCGUAUGUCGCUAUCCUCGGUAUUCUCAAAGCCGGGGGUGCUUGGUGUCCAAUCGAUACGUUCUCUCCUGCACAACGUCGCCAUGACCUUAUUGCACGGACUGGGUCAACGAUUCUUCUGGUCUCGAGUGCGGACGGGGCACAGCCAGAAGACUCGAUUCCCGUCGGUGUCGAUGUGAUCGAUGUUGACAAGUUCACCACUGAACCCACUAAUGUGGACGGAGCGAUGCGAAAUAAAACUAAUCAUAGAACUACCCCUGAUGGUAUGGCAUAUCUUAUCUGGACCAGUGGUACAACAGGAGCGCCAAAAGGGGUCCCGAUCAAACAUUCGUCGGCUGUUUCGAGUAUGAAAUCUCUCCAAAAGGAUAUCCCGACCGACGUGGCAGGUGGCGUACGUUGCUUGCAGUUCUCGCAGCAUACCUUUGAUGUUUCCGUCCAGGACCUCUUCUACACUUGGGGCGUGGGAGGUGUCCUUAUCUCUGCCUCGAGGGAAAUCAUGCUGGGUUCAUUUCCUAAGCUAGCAAACACCACGAAGGCAACGCACGCGCACCUUACCCCUGCGUUUUCUGCGGCUGUCUCCCGGAAGACCUGCGAGACCCUUCAGGUGAUUACCAUGAUCGGGGAAAAGCUGACACAGUCCGUGGCCGACGACUGGGGGACUAAUAUGAGAGCAUACAAUACUUAUGGCCCUGCGGAAGUGACGGUGGUUUCGACCAUAAGAGAGUUCGGAAAUGAGCACAUCAAUGUCAAGAGUGCAAACAUUGGCUGGCCAAUGGAUUCGGUAUCUGUGUUUGUAACCAAGAAUCAACGCCUCGUCAUGAAAAAUGCCAUUGGAGAGCUGGCGCUGGGCGGACCACAGCUCUCCCCCGGUUACUUGAGUCAAGACGAUGUCACCAAAGCCAAGUAUGUCUGGAAUGAAGAGGCGGGCCAGAUGGUGUACUAUACCGGGGACUUGGUUCGCAUGCUUGCUGAUGGCUCUCUGGAAUACAUCAGCCGUGUGGAUGACUUGGUCAAGCUAGGCGGUAUCCGAGUCGAGCUGAGUGAGAUCAGCUUCGCCCUGGACGAGUGCCAUCCUUUGGUUGAGAGCAUCGAGACGCUUAUUCUCAACCGCCCAGACCGGCCCAAUAAGGUCAUGGUUGCCUUUCUCUCCGCCCCCGGGGCUGCAAGGACAGCUGGCAGCGAGCAGCUCGUGUUGCUCGACGAGACGGCACUUGAAAUUGCCCGUGCCGCCAGCGAGAAGGCGCAAAGCUCUCUGCCUAGCUACAUGAUCCCAUCGGUUUAUCUCGUGGUAUCGUACAUUCCGAGAACAUCGUCCGCCAAGACAGAUCGCAGGGCCUUGCAAGCGGCCUAUGCUUCUAUAGAUAUCGAUAGCUGGGAAAAGGAGAUGAGCCCAGAGGCCGACAUUCAUACACAGAAUUCCGGGGAGGAGGACACCACGUCCAUAACCACCCAAGUGGUAGAGAUGAUCGCUUCACUCGCCAAUAUCUCCAAGCCAAGCAUCACGAGAUCCAGCCGUUUGCGGAGUUUGGGUAUCGAUUCUAUUCGCGCAACCCGGCUCGCAUCCAGGCUCAAGGAGGCAGGUCACCAUUUGUCCGUUGUCGAAGUCCUAAAAUGUGUGAGUGUCCAAGAUCUUGUCAAGCUAGCCUCGAGUGAAGAGGUGGAGAAUUCCGCUUUCGAGACAUUCAACGUGAGUGGGUUCAACGACGCCUGGCACGCAGCGGCAGCAAGUGGAGUACCGGAGGAUUUCGUCGUCGUGCGCGCGACCACGAUCCAAGAAAGUCUGCUCAGUGAGACUAUGGGCACAUACAACAUGUAUUGGAGCAACCAUUUCUUUUUGCUUGAUAGCUCGGUGGACGCCACGCGAUUGAAGCAGGCAUGGCUUGCGACCAGCCAGAAGGUCGAGGCAUUGAGGACUGGCUUCAUUCCUGUUGCUGAGGUUUAUAACGGCAGCAGUAGGUCUCGUGGAGAUCUUGACUUCUCCAUUUUACAGAUUAUCUACAAUCUGCCGGGUCUGGAUUGGGAACAUGUCAAUUGCUCCGAGCAGGAUUUGGUGGAGCUUCGGGAUACCCGAAUUGAGGAGAUCAUGACGAAACAUCAGCAGGCCUACUUUAAACAUCCCCCAUGGGCUGUUACUGUAUUCGACACUGGCGACAGGCAACUCAUGAUCUUCACUGUUCAUCACUCUAUCCACGAUGAGCCUUCACUGGGACUGAUCAUGGAUGAUGUGCGGUCCGCCUAUGCCUAUAAACCGCCCCCGAGGCAUCAACUUUGCGAUGCACUCUCAAUAGUUCUACCGACAGAAAGGCGAAGCAGCGCGACCAGGAGCUUCUGGGAAACAGAACUCACGAGAUUCUCAGAGCUGGACGCUCCGGUUUGGCCCGACCUUACCGGAAAGAGGCUACAACCAGGCGAAGUCCCCAAGUACGAGUUGAUCACUGAAGAGCUUCCGAUGACAGAGCCGGUGGAGAAGCUGCAAUCUUUUGCAGCUCAACUUGGAGUUUCAUCCAUUGCCUCGAUUAUUCGUGCCGCAUGGGCCUAUGUAUCGUUGGGUUACCUCGGUGUGCCAGCGAUUGUUUUCGCCGAGACCCUCUCCGACAGAGUCUUGCACGCCGAUCUCGAAGACUGCAUUGGACCACUCAUCUCCGUGGUACCGGUUCCGUUCAAUCCGACGGGAACCACUCGUGAGCUACUCGCAGAGCAACAUCGGCUUUCUGUUCAGUCCUGGAAGUACCGCCAUAUUCAUGCUCGCGAGAUUAGAAGAAUGCUCAAGAGGCCGAGGGGGGAGGCCCUGUAUCCAGCAGUGUUCAACUUCCAUGCUCCAAAUGAAGAGCCUGUGAUCGGCACUGAGCCGAGCAUUUGGCGUGAGGUUGAAGAUGAGGUCGGACUGCAUGUUGAGCAUCCCAUGGCCAUGAAUAUCUUCCAACGUACGGACGGCUCCAUUGUCCUCGAGGCAACUGCCGAUAGCAGCAUAAUGUGCCGUGCACAGCUGUCUCUUUUUGUCCGUCAAAUUGAUGGGCUUAUCAGUUCAAUGCUGGCAUCUCCAGAUGAGCCACUGAAAAGUCUCGUCAACCAUUUCCCAGCGGCUUUGCGGUCUCUAUCAAACCAGCCAGUCAGCGAGGAAGUAACUAACUCGGUGCGAAUGAGCCCAACGCACUGGUUGGAGGUGUACGCUGAGAAGCACCCCGAAUGGACAGCUGUCGAGGUGGCCAGCAGCAUAUCCUCAAGUGGAGUUGAAAAGGAAGCCAUGAGCUACGGUACCCUGAACUCUGAAGCCAACCGUGUUGCGGCCUUCUUGGCAUCUCUCGGUCAUAAGAACAGGAUGAUUGCGGUCUGCUCUGGACGAAACUUGCCUUCAUAUCCAAUCAUCAUCGGUAUCUUCAAAUCAGGAAAUACUUAUCUCCCAAUCGAGGAAGGUCUUCCUGUGGAUCGCAAAACGUUUCUCAUUGAGGAUAGUGAUUGCCCUGUUGUUUUCACGGAAACAGCACUUGCAUCUACAUUCGCGAAUAUCCCCAAGAGCUGUCGCGUGAUGUGUAUCGAUGAUCCGGAGCUCUCGACCUCACUUGCCGCAAUGUCACGCGAAAACCAGGACUAUAACUCUGACACCAACGACCUGGCAUAUCUGCUUUUCACAUCUGGCUCAACGGGUAAACCCAAGGGUGUCAUGGUGACUCGAGGCAACCUUUCGUCUUUUAUCGAAUCCUUCGGGGAGUUCACCUGUGGAUAUGCCCCCGUUACGUAUGAGUUGGGUGGUACAGGAAGAUAUCUUGCACAGGCUAGUCGGGCUUUCGAUCCCCAUCUCUUGGAGAUGUUCUUCCCCUGGCGUCAUGGAAUGGCCACGGUGACAGCUCCUAGGAUGAUGAUUCUUGAUGAUCUUGGUUUAACCCUUUCCAAAUGGGACAUCACGCAUGCAAGUUUGGUGCCAUCGCUUGUGGAUCAGGCAAACAUUGUACCAGAACAGUGUCCAAACCUGAGAUUCAUGACUGUUGGAGGUGAAAAGAUAUCGCAAAGGGUAUUAGACACAUGGGCGGGAUCACACAUGGCGCUUGUCAACGCGUACGGCCCGACUGAGUUGACUAUUGGCUGCACCUUUGCUCGCGUUGGGAAGGACACCAAUCUACGCAACAUUGGCCCCCCGCUGGCGGCCUGUGUCUGUCAUGUCCUUGUCCCUGGUACUCUUGACUAUGCUCUAAGGGGCCAGUCUGGAGAGUUGUGCUUUACUGGAGACCUUGUUGCAAGGGGAUACCUCAAUAGACCAGAUGCUACCGGGUUCGUCACCGGACCUCAUGGUGAGAAGAUGUAUCGUACCGGUGAUAUAGGACGCUUGAUGCCCGACGACUCGGUGGAAUAUCUUGGACGUGCCGACGACCAAACCAAAAUUCGUGGUCAACGAUUAGAACUUGGAGAGGUAUCGGAGGUAAUACGCUCAUCGUCGAGCGUCGGUAUCGAUGUUGUUACGACUGUUGCAAAACAUCCUGGCCUUUCGAGAGUCCAGCUGAUCUCUUUCAUCGCGCGUUCCGAAGCUCGCCAGCGUGAGAAGAGCGGCAAUGUCACCUUUUUUCAAUCCGACUUUGCAACAUUAGGCAGGGAACUUCAAGACAUUUGCAAGAGAAGGUUACCGAGCUACAUGGUGCCUGAGCUAAUCCUCCCGAUUACGUACAUUCCUUUGGCACCCAUGUCAGGCAAGGCAAAUAUCAAAGAACUGCACGGCCUCUUCGCGAGCCUUCCGCUUCCUACUGUGCUCCAAGGCAACAGCUCAUCGAGGAACGGGGCCACUAUCAGCCGGACAUUGACUGCCGAUGAGGAGGCUGUAGUGCGAGAGGUUUGCGGUGUCGUCUCGGCGAACCCUUCCAUCUUUGGGCCCAUGACAAAUAUCUUUGAGAUCGGCCUCGAUAGCCUUAGUGCCAUAGGUCUUACGAUCAGGCUCCGGAGAAUUGGUUAUGAGGUUACGGUAGCUAUGGUCAUGAGCAAUCCGGUUAUUGAGCAGCUUGCACGCUUGCCUAGGAGUUCCUCUUCUUCGGAAACGAAUAGUAUCUCCAAGGCGCGUCAAGCCUUCCACGAGAUUGAGUCCCAAUACCGAAAGCACCCCUCGCCAGGUGUCGAACCAUCUGACGUGUCCACAGUCAGACCUUGUCUCCCGCUCCAGGAAGGUCUGGUUGCUCGCUCAAUUAAUAGUGAAGGGGAUCAACUCUAUGUCAACCACGUUGUCCUCCAACUCGGGGCCGAUGUCGAUGCUAAUAAGUUGAGAUCUGCCUGGAACGCUGUUGUCAAUAACAACGACAUUCUGAGGACUUCGUUCGCGUCUUUGGACAAGCAGAUGGUGCAGAUCGUAUUCUCAGCUGAAUCCCACCAGGUCCAAUGGAAGGAGGAGGAAUAUGGCAGCUUGAAUGAGUCUAUCGAUCAGAACAAAGCACAGCAAGAGAGUAUCUCCCAGGACAUCAUUUCGAACAUUGCCACGAUGCCACCAGUACGGUUCCAACUAGCCCAGUCCUCGGAAACUAAAGGACCCCUUGCCCUCUUCAUCGGCAUCCAUCACGCCCUAUAUGAUGGCGAGUCGUUCAUGAUGCUGUUGGAGGAUGUUGCGGCACACUACGCAGCUCAGCCGACUCCGCGAAGGGGGUCGCCGUUGGCUUUCCUCGAAUAUGUAUGUACACAGGAUCAAGAAAAAGCUAAACAACACUGGGUCCAGUAUUUGGAGGGAUGUCGUCCGACAAUCUUCCGUGCUGACUCCAAUGUCACGGAACUUCCGACUGCCAUACACAGGAAGCUCGGCAGUAAGCUCUCUGAGCUGGAACGCCGUUCUGCAACUCUCCAGACUACAGUACCAUCCUUGAUGCAGGCAACCUUUGCGCUUUUGCUGGCCGAUACCGUGGGUGCGGCAGAUGUAACCUACGGAUUGGUCCUUUCUGGUAGGGCUGUGUCGGUGCCAGGAGCAACCUCGGUGCUUCUCCCUUGCAUCACUACCGUCCCCGGACGUCUCAAUACCGCUGGCAUGGACACAGUUGAUGAAGUGGUGGAGAACGUCCAAAAGUCCACUGUGAGGUCGCUUGAUUUCCAGCACACGUCCCUGAGACAUAUACAAAGAUGGACCAAUGCACAAACUCCUCUGUUUGACUGUCUGUUCUCAUACAUCCGGGCAGCCACGCCACCAGGACACCAUUUGUGGCAGGAGCUAGACAGUCAUAUGCCGGCUGAGUAUCCGUUGGCAGUCGAAGUCGAAGCCAAUCAUCUCACGGAUACCAUUCAACUUAACAGUUAUUUCUCGUCUGCCUUUGGUUUGUCUUACAGUGGAGAAGACUUCCUCGAGAAGAUGGAUGCUGUGCUCUCGAGCAUUGUAUCAGGAGAGGUUCUUUCGCUGGAGAACUUCAAUGUGUCUCACUCAUCGGUACCUGGUUCACCUUCUGCGGUACAGUGGGACAACAAUACAUGGUCCACCACCGAAUUAACGAUCCGUGAAUACACUAUGGCUUUCUGCGAGCUAACUUCGGCCGAAGUUACUAAGGCCGCUUCUUUCCUAAGUCUAGGCGUGGAUUCGGUGACAGCGAUUCAGUUUGCACGCCAACUACGUGAAGCAGGGCUUCAGGUCUCUUCUGCUGAUGUUAUGCGUUUCUCAUGUGUCGGUGCAUUGGCUCAGCACGUGGAGCAUGUCUCAACCCAGGCCCUUGUCAACGGAAAUGAUGACGGUGACAAGACUAGUAUCGAUAUCCCUGUUGACAUGUACAAGGAACACGUCCGUCUUCUUGCAGAGAAUGACUCGAUCUCGGUGAUGUUCGAGACUACGCCACUGCAGUCCGGAAUGAUCACACAGACUCUUGCUUCAGCCGGACAGGUCUACGUCCACCCGCACCCCAUCCAGCUGAAGGAGUCGGUCGAUACCACUCGGCUAAAGGAUGCUCUUAUGAGGGUUGUUGCGGCAAAUGAUAUACUGCGUACAUCUUUCCAUCUGAUCGCAGAGCUUGGGUCGUCCUGGAUUGGUGCCGUGCAUACUAAUCCUCCUUUUAAGUGGAAGGAGAUUACACUGCCUUCUGGAGCUGAUGUUCUGGCUGAAGUCAGCUCUCUGUAUACAUUCAACGAAGAGUCUUCAUUCGAGCUUCCACCGAUCCGGUCCAUCCUGGUCAACCAGCCGGAAUGCAGGCUAUUCGUCAUUGUUCUACAUCACGCUCUCUAUGACGGUGCAUCAAUUCCUUUCCUCUUUGAAGAUCUGGCGGUAUGCUACGAAGGUGGUAACCCCUCGGAAAGGCCACAGUUCUCGGAAACUGUGAAGCAUAUCUUGAGCGGGCAGGAGGAAGCUUGCAAGUUCUGGACACAAAAGCUAAGUGGAUACGAUGUGACUGAAAUCCCUGAACUCCCCAAGGUUGAGUCAUCCGACUGCAUGUUUCUUUCUGAGCGCCGUGUGGAUCUUGACUUGUCGGCCGUAAUCGAGGCCUGCAAGGCAAUGGAGGUCACUGUUCAGAGCGUUUCUCUCCUAGCAUAUGCCAAGGUGCUAGCUAGUGUGAUUGGAAAGCGUGAUGUCGUCUUUGGACAAGUCCUCGCAGGCCGCUCGCUGCCUGUCGCUGGUGCAGAACGAACCCUUGGUCCGUUGUUCAACACUGUCUCUCAGAGAGUGACUUUUGAGCCCAAGUUCCUGAGCAACAAGGCCGUGGCCCAGCGUUUGCAGCAGCUUACGAUUGAUUCGCAAGGUUAUCAGCACGCGCCGUUGAGAGUUGUGCAGAACUCUUUGAGGCAGGCCAAUAACAUGACAUCGUCUAGCCUUUUCGACACGCUCUUCGUUUUCCAGAAAAGUGCGGACUUGGCGGGCAGCGUCAUCGAAGAGCAGCAAAUUUGGACGCCUUAUGAAACGGAUGACUACGCGGCGCAGGCCGAAUACAAGCUCAACAUCGAAGUCGAUCAUGCCCGCGAUGGACUUGUAGUACGAGCAACUUGCAAUGGCCGUUACCUCUCCCAAGGAACGCUUGACCAUCUUAUGGAUGAGUUUGCUACUGUUUUUCGUGACAUCAUCGAACAUCCAACUAGAUGCGCAACAAUUGUACCCGACGGUCUUGGUGAACUCCCGGUAAAACUGUCCUUGGGCCAGACAGUUGAUUCCGAGAUCGAAACGUUCGAAGCACCUUCCCAUGAAGCCAUCGUUCAGUCUGUGCUCGCCGAAGUUUCCGGUGUUUCUGUGGACAAUAUCACACCGAACGCGAGCAUCUUCAACAUUGGAUUGGACUCUUUGUCAGCUAUCCGCAUUGCCUCAAUCUGUCGGUCCAAGGGUCUGAGGACUGGUGUAGCCGACAUUCUCCAAGGAAAUACUCUGCGUGGUAUCAGCCAGCGCAUUCGGCCGAUGUCCGAGCAGACAAUCCAACCCCAAGGCUCACUUAUCAAAGACUACGAGAUGGUACAGGCGACUGUACUCCAGCAGCUGGACCUAAGCAAGGAUUCCAUUGAGACAAUUCUGCCUUGUCUAGGUGGCCAGUUUCACCACCUUGUCAGCUGGUUGAAGUCUGGACGGACGCUCUUUGAACCUGCCUGGGCAUACUUCUGCUCCGAGCGAAUCGACAGCACAAUUAUGGAGAAGGCGUGGUUCCAACUCCGCCAACGGCACCCCAUACUCCGCACUUGCUUCGCAGCUGUAUCCUCCUCAGAAGCCGUGCAGGUCGUUCUCAAGCAGGCAAUGCGCGACACGAACACAUUCAAGGUCAUCCAGUCCUCUGCCUCCAUCACCGAAACGGCCCAAGCACAGGCGAGAGAAGAGGUCCUCCACCCAUCCACCCUAUUCACACCCCCCGUCCGACUCCGCCUCUUGAACGCCAGAGACAGGGACGGCAUUCUCGUCCUCAUCAACCACGCCGCAUACGAUGCCUGGACCAUGCCAAUGUUUGUGACCGAGCUAGCACAACUCUAUCGCAGUCAAGCUCCCGAAACCAACCCGGACUUUCCUGCUUUCGUCGACUUUUCCGUGCGCUCUCUCCAGACCCUUGACGAACAGAAAUACUGGACCUCUACUCUCAAGGCCGCCACACCCACUCUCAUCCACAACACUCGCCCCGAAUCCUCCCCCAUCCCAGACCAACUAUUCAUCGGCGCCUGGGAAAAGGUCAAAAACCUCUCCCGACUCGAAACCAAAUGCCGCUCCUCCAACCUCAGCCUCCAAACCGUCGUUCUCCUCGCCAUCGCCCGCUGCAUCGCGCGUCUCACCGACGUCCAAAACCCAACAAUGGGUCUCUACCAAACCGGCCGCUCCGCCUCCUUCAACAACAUCGAGAGCCUCUCCGGUCCCUGCCUCAACGUCAACCCGUUCACCAUCCCCGACGCUCAUCCCAACUCCACCACCGACCUCCUCACCCAAGCCCGCGCCAUCCAGUCCUCCCUCGCAGAACGCGUCUCCUACGAACAGAGCUCCCUCCGCAACGUCCUCCAAUGGACAAGCUCCACCGAGAAACCCCUCUUCAACGCCUGGGUCAACCUCCUCUGGAUGCAAAAUGCCAUCCCAUCCCAAGCCGAGAUCGAUGCAGCGGAUCCCGACGAUCUCUUCUUCCCGCUACGCAUCGGUGUCCCGACGGACUUUAUUCCUGCGGAACCAUUGGAAGAAACACUCACUUCCGUAUCAGCUCUGGAUACGAGUUUCUUGCCAGCAGAGAAUGUGUUCAUUGAUGUUGGACCGGACGCGUUAACGGACUCGAUUGGGUUUGGCGUGCGCGUUGAGGGUGGAAUUCUGAGCGAGGAGGAGGUGAAUGCGCUUGUUGAUGAGAUUGGGAAGGAAAUCGAGAUGAUUGUGGGGAGUUUGCAAUGAGACCAUCCACCAAACAAACAGCGCUAUUUGGAAGGAGAAGGAAGCCAUAUAGAUACGGACGGACAUAGACUGCAUCUGGUGUUUAUUUUGCAAAUGCAAAAUUGGUUCAUUGUGAUCGUGAUUGUGAUUUACUAUCAACUGAUUUUGUAUGAUUCAAUCUUGUUAUGUUAGUUAGAUCAUUGAUAUAAACUACUCCGUACUUGG